AUGAAUCUCACCCUCGUUAUAAGCACACAGAAGGGGGCCGGGGAGGAGAGCUAUGGAGAGGAUCCCCUCGAUAUAAGAACGCAGGAGGAGAGGAGGCAGGGAGACGAUAAGAGGGUGAAAGGGGAGGGUCAGGGAGAGCAGGAGGCUAGGAAAAUGGGAGUGAGGAGAUACCGUAUGGAUUGUGGGAGUAAGGCAGGGGAGGUGGAGGGAGGGUUUGGGGAGGAGGAGGGGAGUUGUGGCGAUGGAAGUGAGGGUGACGUGUCAUCCUAUGUUUUGACACGGCUGCUCGUGCCUCUGCCCUCCCCACCCGGAAGCAGUGCUUUUUCCCUCCCAGUAUCACCGGCAUCACAGCAGGUCACAGGGCAGGUGCCCCAGCCGUCCCCUCUUGCCCUGCUCAUACUGCCUCUGGAGAUGGCAGACCGGGGUGGUGCUGGUCGUGUAAGGACGGCUACUCUGCAUGUGAAUAUCAAUACCAAGCCACUAUCAUCAAUCUCCGCCAAUCGGAAGCAACAGCAGCAGCAGCAUCAGGGACAGGAGCAGCAGCCACUUCUGUCCGUUGUCUCGCUCCCACCUGCUGCUGCUCAUCUCUCUCUGCACCUGCGCUUGCUGCCCUCCCAACCUCAAACCACCUCCAGCGUGUCCCUUGGAGCCCAGCCGAGUCCCACCAGUUGUCACCCUGCUGCUGCUAUCCUGGCAUCUGCUCACACUGCUGCUCCUGCACCAUCUCACACUGCAGCAGCCAGUGCGAGCCACCGGAAAAGCUGCUUACAACGUGAACAUGAAGGGAGCUAUAAGAUCCUGUCGUCCCAUACCUUCCUCCGCUCCACAGUCCUUGAGCUCGACUCUCCCCCGCCACACCUCAUGCGCCCCUCCUGCCGCCACUGCCACUAUCACCACAAUCACCCCCAUUGUCACCAACGCGAUUGCCACCAUUCCCAAUGCCGCUCGCAGACGAGCGAGCAGGAAGGCGGGGGAGCAGCGGCACACAGUAGCUCUCGUUGUGACGCGUCUCAGAACCCGCAAAUUCAUGCCAAGAGCAAUGCCGGCGGGAGUUUUUUGAGAGACGGUUCAGAGGAGGUGGAGCAUUGGGGCAGAGACGAACUCGCCUUGAUGCUGCUGGUGGAGACCUCCUGCCCCUCCUCCCUCCUCAUCUCCGUUGACCUUCCACGAUCCCUCGCCUCCCUCCUCCUCUCCUCCCUCCCUCUCCUCAUCGGCUCGGCCCUCUCCCUCGCUCUCUGCACCUCCUCCUACCUCUUCUCUCACUCACUCUCCCACUCCUCCUCUCCCUCGCUCCACACUCUCCCUUCUCUCCUCUCUCUCAUCGCCUCCUCUCCUUGGCCGUCUUUCUCUAGCCCUGUUCCACGCUCCCUCCUCUCCUCGCUCAUAAUCUUCUCUCUCCUGCACUCCCUCUCUCACUCCUCUCACUUUUCACUCCCCCUCUCUCACUCCCAUCCUCUAGAAUCACCCCCCCACACACUCAGGAUUCUCCACUCUCCAGGUUCAUUCUGCUGCUUCCUCUUCCUCUCACCCUCUCCCUCUCUACCACUCCCUCCUCUCUCCGCUCCUCCUCUUCCUCCCUUCCCUUCCAAGACUCUCUCCUUCUCUCACCUCGUUUCUUCACACACUCACCUCCUCCCUUCACUCCUCCCUCCACUCCACCCUUCCCUCCUCUCUCUGCACCCUCCUUCCCUCUUCUCUCCAAAUCAACCCAAACCGACCACACCAUGCCACGUCAUUCUUACUUUUCCUUGCAUCAGCACGGGGUAUUGGCCCGCACUCCUCUUCCUCUUCCCCCUCCUUCCGCUCGCCCUCUUCUCCCCUUUCCUCGCUCUCCUCUUGGCUGCUGCUGUUCAAAUCACACGGGCAUCUCAAGCCAAGACAAGGACUUCCCUCUCAGUGGUAUCAGAGCUUCUUCUGGCCGAUGCCCUCCUGCUGCUUGUCACUGCCCUCUUCCACCUGCCUCCCUUCAUUGCUCUCCUCCACGCCAAGGCAUCACUAUCCAUGGCCCCUUUCCAAGACAUCCUGCCCUCCAUAGCAUCACUACUGCUUAUAGUCACUCCACCGCUCUGCUCCUCCCAGAACUCCCCCACCCUUCCUUUCAAGCCAACAGUGUUGCAGCAAGUGGUGUUUUUUGUCUGCUAUCUGUGCGGGGUGGCAUCGUUUGUUUUUUCUCUGUACCUAGUUCCGCCUUUUUGUCUCAAUGUGGUUGCUGUAGUUGCUGUUUCGAGAUUCGUUAUGUACCUCCCCCGUUUGUAA
Closterium sp. Naga37s-1 is the source of this 2256-nucleotide messenger RNA. NCBI's taxonomy places the organism in Eukaryota, Viridiplantae, Streptophyta, Zygnematophyceae, Desmidiales, Closteriaceae. The record is from the annotation of a GenBank genome assembly.